Messenger RNA from Papilio polytes (common Mormon), 3253 nucleotides. RefSeq names its product glutamine--fructose-6-phosphate aminotransferase [isomerizing] 1-like. The record is from RefSeq and is a predicted model, not a curated record. Gene Ontology annotation, biological process: carbohydrate derivative biosynthetic process; fructose 6-phosphate metabolic process; UDP-N-acetylglucosamine metabolic process. Bases 264 to 2288 code for a protein of 674 amino acids. The transcript has a single exon. Gene Ontology annotation, molecular function: carbohydrate derivative binding; L-glutamine:D-fructose-6-phosphate transaminase (isomerizing) activity. NCBI's taxonomy places the organism in Eukaryota, Metazoa, Arthropoda, Insecta, Lepidoptera, Papilionidae.
UCAAAUUCUAUUUCUUUGAAUGUAAUGUAUUGAGUGAUUAUAGACUGGUUUUGCCGCUGCCUAUGCCGAUAUUUACGCUACUAGGCUGUAUCUGCGAUAACGAAACAUGAUGACGUGUGCAUGGCCGUAAGUGAAAGUAUCUUAUUAGUGGUAGGAGUAAUUCGAAGGUCUUCGAUAUCAGUUACACGUUGUAUUGCUCACAGUCCACAGUCGUUCGUGGUUUCGUGCACUCGAGUCAACGGUUUCGCUCUACUUCGUUAACGAUGUGUGGAAUAUUCGCGUAUAUUAAUCACCUUACUCCUAAAACGCGCCGAGAAAUUCUGGAAUUACUAGUCAACGGUCUUAAACGUUUGGAAUACCGUGGUUAUGAUUCUGCUGGCGUAGCUGUUGAUGCUGUCGAUGAAAAAGAUAUAGCGGUUAUUAAAAGAAGCGGGAAAGUAGCGGCACUCGAAGAAUUACUUCAGGAGCGCAGUGUUGAAUUGGGUGUAGAUGAAAGUGUUGAAUCUCAUUGUGGCAUUGCGCACACCCGUUGGGCGACUCACGGCGAGCCGAGUGCCAUUAAUUCUCAUCCACAGCGAUCCGGAGAAGACAAUGCGUUUGUUGUCAUUCAUAAUGGAAUUAUUACUAACUACAAAGCUGUUAAAACUUUCCUUGAAAACAAGGGAUACAGUUUUGAAUCCCAGACUGACACGGAGGCGAUUGCAAAAUUAGUUCACCACAUCUAUAGCCAACAUAAAGACUACAGCUUCCAGGAAUUAGUGGAACAGGUAAUUCAACAACUUGAAGGUGCUUUUGCUUUGUGCUUUAAAUCACGAUAUUUCCCUAAUGAGUGUGUUGCCACCAGGCGUGGUAGCCCCUUACUAGUUGGGAUCAAAACACGUCGCCGGCUCUCAAGUGAUCAUGUUCCUAUUAUGUACACCAACAAUAAAGCAACCAGAGGAGUAGUACCUUCUGUACCUCGUGUCAAUAGCCAUGCCCACUUUGAACCAGAGGAAGAGAGAGAUGUGGAGUACUUCUUUGCAUCAGAUGCCUCAGCGGUCAUUGAACACACAAAUAAAGUGCUUUAUUUUGAAGAUGAUGAUGUUGCUCAUAUUAAAGAUGGUGUUCUUAGCAUUCACCGUAUGUCAACCAGCAGCAAUGAUCCACAUCAACGUGAAAUUUUUACUCUGAAAUUAGAGCUGCAACAAAUUAUGAAAGGAAAUUAUGAAUAUUUCAUGCAAAAAGAAAUUUUUGAACAAUCUGAAUCUAUUGUGAAUACAAUGAGAGGACGUUUGAAUUUUGCAGAUGGGACUGUUACCCUUGGAGGUAUUAAAGAUUAUGUCCCAGAGAUAAAACGUUGCAGACGGCUUAUGUUGAUAGGAUGUGGUACCAGUUACCACAGUGCAGUGGCUACUCGUCAGCUUUUAGAGGAAUUGACCGAGCUCCCGGUCAUGGUAGAGCUGGCCUCUGACUUCUUGGAUAGAAACACACCUGUCUUCAGAGAUGACGUAUGCUUCUUCAUAUCACAAUCAGGAGAGACAGCCGAUACCUUAAUGGCUCUGCGGUACUGUAAACGUCAUGGAGCUCUUAUUGUUGGUAUUACAAAUACUGUUGGUAGUUCCAUAUGCCGUGAAUCACAUUGCGGUGUUCACAUCAAUGCAGGUCCUGAAAUUGGUGUAGCCUCCACAAAGGCUUAUACUUCACAAUUUGUGUCACUUGUUAUGUUUGCGCUAGUGAUAAGUGAAGACCGUAUUUCUUUGCAAAAGAGAAGAGCAGACAUUAUUGCUGGAUUGCAUGAAUUAGACAUAAAGAUUAAACAGGUUUUAGCUUUAGAUGACAAAGUGAAAGCAUUAGCAGAGGAUCUUUAUCGCCAACGGUCAUUACUUAUUAUGGGUCGAGGAUACAACUUUGCCACCUGUUUGGAGGGUGCUUUAAAGGUUAAAGAAUUAACUUACAUGCACAGUGAAGGCAUCAUGGCUGGUGAAUUAAAACAUGGACCUCUAGCUCUUAUUGAUGAUUCCAUGCCAGUUAUGAUGAUAGUUAUGCGAGAUCCAGUUUACAUUAAAUGCAUGAAUGCCCUGCAACAGGUUACAGCACGUCAAGGUCGUCCCAUCGUCGUAUGCGAGGAGGGUGAUAAAGAAACCAUGGAUCUUGCUUCACGGUACCUUGAAGUACCGAAAACUGUAGAUUGUUUACAAGGUGUUCUUACUGUUAUUCCUAUGCAAUUGUUGGCUUAUCACAUAGCUGUGUUGCGAGGAUGUAAUGUUGAUUGUCCAAGAAACCUUGCUAAGUCUGUAACUGUAGAGUAAACUUCAAAGUUAUGAAUUACAUACAGGCGAUCUCUUUUUUAGUAUGUACAUAAUAUGUAACAUUGAUUUACUUUGAUUUCACAUAUUUACUUUAGUAAUGCACUAUAAAUAUUUACUUUAGUAUAGCUUAGAAAAUCUAAGAAUGCAUAAAAUUUAACAAGUUAAGUAAAAAUUUAGAGUAAGUCUCAAAUUCCGUCAUAGUUUAACAUUCCAUUGUUGUUGUUUAUACAACAUUCCAUGCUUAAUGCAAUCUAUUAUGUUUAUUCAUUCAAAUAUCAAGGUCAAUUCACCAUUCACUUAAACUUUAAAACUUUUAUAUUUGAUUAUUGUUUUUUUUGCUUCAUUGUGUUAAAUUUAAAAACUGUAUUAAUUGAUUUUGUAUAAUUAUUUAACACUGAUGGUUUUUUUUAUAAUUUUAAAUCAUGACAUAAGAUAGAAUUACUACUUAUUUUGUGACACACAAAUAGGUAAAAACACUUUGUAAAUAUGACUAUAGGUAUUUAGAUAUACAAUGUAAAGUAAAUAAGUAUUAUUUACUGCCCUAGAAUUUAAAUAUAAUUGAAACAUUUGUGUUACUAUACUCAUUUAUCAAAAUUAUUUUGUAAAAAGUAUUAGAUUAUAUUGUAAAUUAUCAUUCAAACGGAAAUUAAACUAUGAAAUAUAAAAAAUCUGGCUAUUAGAACUGCUUGUAUGUGGAAUUAAGGAAAUUUGCAUGAUAAAGUACUCAUUGUACUAUGUUAUCUGUAUGAGAUUAUUUUUAUUGCUAUCCACUACAGAAAUUACAAUAUGUCGUGCAUUUAAAUUCAACUCUAUUUUCCUUAUGUUUUUGUUAAGUAAAUUAACUAACAGUACCAUUAUAUGUAAGAUACAUAUGUAUAUCGGUAGGACCAAUAUUGUACUCGUACCAUUUUAUUGUCUUAAUAUAACUAGCGCGAUACAAGUGUACAAAAUAUACAAUUUUGCAU